GUCGUUCGUCGUCGUCUCUCUCCAAAAAUCCCUGUUUGCUCCGCUCAACCCCUAAACCGAACCAGUCACACUCCCACCUCCUCUCUCUCUCUCUCUCUCUCUCUCUCCAAUUUCCACAGGCCUCCCUCGAUUACCUAUUAAUUACGAUCCUAUCCUCCCCUAGCUUAUCCUCGCAACCGCGAAAAUCUCACCUCCUGUUCCCCUCCGGCGCAUUGCUCUGGGCUACGCGGCGGAGCCGAAUCCAUCUGUACAUAGAACCUUCCGGAAGCCAUUCCCCCACGCCUGAGAGGUUCCCUCACUGAAAUAUCUAUAGACAAACAAGUGCAUUUUGUUGCUGGUACUGGGAGUUCAGAAAUUUUGUUAACGUAAAACAUCACUCUAGUGAUAUCAAGGGAUCAAAUGGAAUUAAAAGUUUCAUCCCCAAAGCCAGGUAGCCUUUCUGACUCUGAUUUUGUUAGUGAUCCUGAGGAAAAGGAAGUCAGUGAUGACGAUGAUGUUGAUCGAAAUCACAAACAUCGUAGACCAGAUACUACUUCGCGGUCUAUGGAGAGAGAUACCUAUGAUCAAGUUAUAGCAAGGCCAUACAGAAAUAGGAACAAACCUUUUGCAAAUGGGCACUCUUUCAGAGAUAAUGACUCUCAAGCGAGUACACCAUCAAAAAAUUAUAAUUCCACUUCUUGUGAGAACUUUCCUGGAAAGUUUGAUAAAAGACACCCAGGCUCAGCAUCACAUCCUCGUGCACCUUUUGAUUUAAAUCAAAGGAUGCGAGCAAACCAAACAUUCCCUGGAGACCUAGGUCCUGGUAGGGGAAGAGGAAGAGGACGGGACUCUGCAUCAUGGAGCCAACGUGAUUCUAGGUUCAGCUCUGAUAUUACAGCUCAAUUGGGAUCCUUCCCUCCAAGUAUGUUUGGUGGACGGGGAAUGGCAAAUGUUUCCAAUCCACAGAGUGCAUCCUGGAAUGCAUUUGGAUUGCUUCCAGGAAUACCAAAUGGUGGCCUGGAUACACUGCAUUCAAUCGGGUUGCAAGGUACACUCAGACCACCAAUCCAUUCUUCAUUAAAGUUGGGCAUUCCUCGCCAAAGAUGUAGAGACUUUGAGGAGCGUGGGUUUUGCUUAAGAGGGGACAUGUGUCCAAUGGAACAUGGUGUCAACCGAAUCGUUGUUGAAGACGUGCAGAGUCUUUCUCAGUUCAAUCUUCCUGUUUCACUUCCAAGUGCACACCUACUAGGAAAACCCACUGGUCCUGGACCUUUUUCAUCAGUCAGUGCAUCUUCAACUACAUCAAUGAAUAACAAAGGAUUGCAUAGCAAAACGAACAAGUCUAGUGUCACUGAUGAUGCUUCUUUGGGGGGAGCUGAUUUGUAUGACCCUGAUCAACCCCUGUGGAAUAAUAAUGGUCCUGAAACUUCUGAUGCAAUCAUAGGCCUGCAGUCACCUAGAAAUGAUGAAACUGAUACCUUAUCUAAUGAUGAUCCUUCUGACCGUCAUCAAGCCAGAUUGUACGAUAAUGCAGACAAUGAGUACCCGAUUAGAACUGUUGGAACUGCUGCUGGUUCACAGAGCACAAGUGUAUCAGUCUGGGGUAGAAUUGGUAGCUCAAAGAGUAGAUCAGAUGUGAAAGAGAAAAUUGAUCCUAUGACAAACUAUUUGGAUAAUCCUGAGAAUGAAACUAAGGAGUCACUAGCCAACAUUCAAAAUCAGUCUCGUCAAGGGAAGCGCAUUAUUGCAGAAGAUGCGGCAUCCAAACCCGUAGAUUCUUUAGCCAAGAGACCAUAUGAUGCUAUGCGUACUGUUCGGAAACCAUCUCAAAAAGCCUUACGUACUCUUUUUGUCAACGGUAUUCCCCAGAAAAGCAACAGAAGGGAGGCUCUUGUUUCUCAUUUUCAAAGAUUUGGAGAGAUUUUGGACAUUUAUAUUCCAUCAAAUAGCGAGCGAGCUUUUGUCCAGUUUUCCAAGAGAGAAGAGGCUGAGGCUGCUUUGAAGGCCCCUGAUGCUGUAAUGGGUAAUCGUUUUAUCAAGUUAUGGUGGGCAAAUCGUGAUAGCAUUCCAGAGGAUGGCCAAGGAAAUGGUAGUAUUGCGUCAGAAAGUUCUCCCGGUUUGACAGCUGCUUCAGUUCCACUCUAUUCAUCUGUUUCUGGUACAAGCAAGGAUAAUCAACAUUCUGCUUCCUCAAAGGGUGGUACUGUUCUUGCAUAUGAUGCUUCUCUACCAUCCUAUGAUAACUCAAAGCAUGUAAUUUUAAAUGGUCCCAAGGCUCCACCUCUGCAGAAAAAGCUAGAAAAUUUGGAGCAAUUAAAGGAGGAACUUCGCAAGAAGCAGGAAAUGCUGGACCAGAAACGGAAUGACUUUCGCCGCCAGUUGGACAAGCUUGGGAAACUAGGCGGACCAAAGGGUGAAGCUGACACAGAGCUAGCCGCUAAGAGACGCAAAGUGGGAUUAGUAGCUGAGGUCGGUAAAGUUGAUACUCCGAAUUCCUCCAAUCUUAAUCCUGCGUCAGCACUGCAUGAUGAAUUAUUGACUGAUAAGAACAAAUCCGGGGAUACCGUUCUCUACCACAGUCCUAAAACAAGUACAACUACAGUUCUUCAACAAUCUCCUAGCUUGAAGCAUCAGACAAUUCGUCCAUUAGCAUCACUAGGGACUCCUGUUCCUCUAAAUAGAUACAAAUUAGACAAUCGUCCUACUGGGUUUAGAAUUCUUCCUCCUUUACCAUCUGGAUUUGCAAAUGUUGCUGUUAUUAAGGAACACUUUGCACCAUACGGUGAUAUUUCUAAUGUGGAGUUAGAAGAUCUGGAGUCCCAUGAUUGUGGUAGUGCAUUGGAUGUAUCAGAGAAAUGCUCAGCGCGUAUAACUUUCGCAACACGUCGUUCAGCAGAGAAAGCAUUUCUCAAUGGUAAAUGCUGGGAAGGGUGUGACUUGAAAUUUGUGUGGUUGACAUCUAGUAACUCCAGCAAUGGUGGGGAAAAAUCUCCAUCCACCACCGGGCCAUUAUCAGCUGAUGUUCAGUCUGCACAUAAAGUGGCAAGCACUACAUCCCAGGAUGCAUCUGCAUCAGGCGAUGCAGAGUCUGAACAUUCUGAAAGAAAAGAUUGUGUUGAGCACAUGGAAGUGGGUGAACCUUCAGAGCCUAGUUCAAGCCCAACAUCCGGGGUGAAAGAGUCAUCUAAAAUCGAUUCAACGUAAAGAUGGGCUAAUUUUCAGCUUUUGUACAGUCAGAUUGCUUACGAAAUUUUCAGGUCACAGCCACAAACAACAAUGUCUACUGUGAGGCCAAAGGGUUUCAGGUUCCACUCAAAAGGAUCACGAGUUGGCAGUGAGUUGGUGUGCUGUAUUCUCCAUAGCAGGGUGAAUGGAGUUAAAAGAGUCAGUAAUCCCAGUGCCAUCUUACAGGAUGCCUGAGGUUGAAGAAUCCUUGUAUUUCUUUGCGGUAACUUUUAGUUAAACCGCCAUGGCAAGUGAAAGGUCUAAACCAAUUCUGGCAAUUCAUGAUGAGGAUGGAAACCUGAUUGGGACAGAGAAUAUUCCGGUAUGAGAGUGAUCAUUCUUAGCACCAUGCUGCUUGGCAAAUGGAGGAGUGCAGUAGCAAUUUCUCUCAUUGGGCGUUUUGCGAUCUCAAAAAGAACA
Argentina anserina (silverweed cinquefoil) is the source of this 3624-nucleotide messenger RNA. Its product is annotated as zinc finger CCCH domain-containing protein 41. Gene Ontology annotation, cellular component: nucleus. Gene Ontology annotation, molecular function: metal ion binding; RNA binding. NCBI's taxonomy places the organism in Eukaryota, Viridiplantae, Streptophyta, Magnoliopsida, Rosales, Rosaceae. The record is from RefSeq and is a predicted model, not a curated record. The coding region runs from base 400 to 3183 and encodes 927 amino acids. The transcript has 6 exons.